CUGGACUUUUAUUCAUCAUGUCUUUGAGUAAGACCCUUGAGCUGGAGCACUUCGACGAACGCGACAAGGUUCGUCGUGGACGCUCCACCCGGACCAAGAGAGAUGAGUCCAGCGGCGGUGCUGGCGGGGGGUCUGGCCCCAGCUCCAGGGGCAGCAGCCUGGUACCUAGCCCUGCCCACAGCGCCAACUGCAGCUACUACCGGACCCGCACCCUGCAGGCGCUCACCUCGGAGAAAAAGGCCAAAAAGGUCAGAUUCUACCGCAACGGAGACGGGUACUUCAAGGGUCUGGUGUACGCUGUGUCUAGUGACCGGUUCCGCUCGUAUGACGCUCUGCUGAUGGAGCUGACGCGCUCUUUGUCGGAUAACCUGCAUCUGCCGCAAGGGGUGCGCACGAUCUACACCAUAGAUGGCACCAAGAAGAUCACCAGUAUGGACGAAUUGGUGGAAGGCGAGUGCUACGUUUGCGCCUCUAACGAGCCCUACAGGAAGGUCGACUACACCAAGAUCUCCGUCCCGAGCUGGAAGCCCGGCGCCAGCACUGGGCCCGGCGCACCGACCGCGGCCCGCUCCGCCACAGCGGCCGCCCCAGUGUCGACCACCAUCCCCGUCGCCUCCAAAGAGCGUCCCGAUACCAGUCGGGAGGGCCGAGAGAGCAAAGACUACAUCAAGCCGAAGCUGGUUACGGUGAUCCGCAGCGGAGUGAAGCCUCGCAAGGCGGUGAGGAUCCUGCUGAACAAGAAGACGGCUCACUCCUUCGACCAGGUGCUGGCCGACAUCACAGAGGCCAUCAAGCUGGAUUCCGGAGCCGUGAAGAGGCUCUACACGCUGGACGGGAAGCAGCUGACCUGCCUGCAGGAUUUCUUCGGGGAAGAUGACGUGUUCAUGGCGUGCGGGCCGGAGAAGUUUCGUUACGCUCAGGACGACUUUGUGCUCACACACGGCACCAAAACACCGACCUUCGUUAGCGAGUCCAGGACCAAGGUCUCUCGCCCCGCCGUCCCUCAGAAGCCUCCAACUUCCAAGACUCCCAGCAGCUCCAGUUUAUCCACCUCUAAGACUCCACCCAAAGCUCCGUCCAGAACAAAGUCUCCUGCUCCAGCCAAUGAGCCGUCGGGAUCCCAGUCAGGUGGGAAGUCGUCCAGGUCGAGCCCCUCCCCCACCAGCCCCGGCACACGACGGAGCCUCAAGAUUUCUCCUCAUCGUUCUUCCUCCACGGACGUUAACGGCGAGGCGAAGCAGACCGAUGACACCACUGCUGAAGUGAACGGAAAUCGGUCUGUUUCUUCGUCCAUGAUCAAUGACAAGUACAAAGUCGGCAAAGUAAUUGGAGAUGGAAACUUCGCUGUGGUGAAGGAAUGCGUGGAGAGGUCGACGGGACAGGAGUACGCUCUGAAGAUCAUUGACAAAGCUCGCUGCUGUGGGAAGGAGCACCUGAUAGAGAACGAGGUGGCGGUGUUGCGGAGGGUUCGACACCCGAGCAUCAUUGAGUUAAUCGAGGUGGAUGAAACGCCGUCUCAGCUGUUUCUGGUCAUGGAGCUCGUCAAGGGUGGCGAUCUGUUCGACGCCAUCACCUCCUCCACAAAGUACAGCGAGCGUGACGCCAGCGCCAUGGUGUUCAACCUGGCCGGAGCCGUCAAAUACCUGCACAGGAUGAACAUCGUCCACCGAGACAUCAAACCAGAGAACCUGCUGGUAUGUGAGUAUCCAGAUGGCACAAAGUCUUUAAAGCUGGGUGACUUUGGUUUGGCGACGGUGGUCGAAGGACCGCUGUACACUGUGUGCGGCACACCGACGUAUGUCGCACCAGAGAUCAUCGCUGAGACCGGGUAUGGUCUGAAGGUGGAUAUUUGGGCGGCAGGAGUCAUCAACUACAUCCUGCUGUGUGGAUUCCCUCCAUUCAGAAGUGAGAAUAACGUCCAGGAGGAGUUAUUUGAUCAGAUCCUCAGAGGGAAGCUUGAGUUUCCAUCUCCAGACUGGGACAGUGUCAGCCUGCCUGCCAAGAUGCUGAUCAGUCAGAUGCUGCAGGUGAACGUAGACGCUCGUUUCACUGCUGAGGAGGUCCUGUCACACCCUUGGGUGACGGAUGAGGCUCCUGUUGACUCCAACACUGUGAGCAGCACUGAAGAGCAGACCAGCGGAGAAACACUGGAACCAGAGCAGGAAUCCCCAAUUCUGGAAACCAAACAAAUUCCUUCCCCUAUGGUCUAG
Messenger RNA from Scomber scombrus (Atlantic mackerel), 2210 nucleotides. Its product is annotated as serine/threonine-protein kinase DCLK2-like. Gene Ontology annotation, biological process: intracellular signal transduction; protein phosphorylation. Gene Ontology annotation, molecular function: ATP binding; protein kinase activity. Lineage: Eukaryota; Metazoa; Chordata; Actinopteri; Scombriformes; Scombridae. The coding region runs from base 18 to 2210 and encodes 730 amino acids. The record is from RefSeq and is a predicted model, not a curated record. Gene Ontology annotation, cellular component: microtubule cytoskeleton. The transcript has 15 exons.